CGUAUGGGACCCACAUGCGAUGUGAUAGCUUUUGUGUGCGGGGACCAGGUGAUUCCAGUUUGUUCCAAGUUUUGGGGUAAGCUGGGUAGCAAAGUUAAUUCAAAGUCAACAAAGUAGUCAAUGGUUUACCAUAGCCAAUCCGGCUAUGUUUCAUUACUUUGCUCUACGACUAUGAAUUGCAAUUGCAGAGUAUUUGGGAAUUGUUAUCAAUGGAUGCCAAUCUCUUACCCUCCUCAUCAUCUUCUCCAAUUUCAUUUAUCUUAAUCUUCAUAUUCUUCCUCACAAUUCCUCAAAAAUCUUCAGGCUUCUUCAAUGGAUUCUCCGCCUGCAGUAACAGGUUCAUCUGUGGAAACCUCACCAAUGUGGGCUAUCCUUUCUGGGGAGAUGGCAGGCCUGAAUCUUGUGGAUACCCUCAUCUCCAUCUCAACUGUGAGCGCAAUAUCGUGACAACCAUAGAGAUCAUGAAUGUGAAAUACCAAGUAUUGAAGCUAAAUCUGAGCACCCAAAUUCUCAAAAUCGCUCGGGCUGAUUUCUUGAAUGGAUCUUGUCCUUCCACGGAAUCGUCACAGAAUCCAGUCUUUGAUUCAGCACUUUUUGAAUAUGCUCAAGGAUAUGGAAAUCUAACAAUUCUUUAUGAUUGUUCUUCAUCAGGAAGAUUCACUUUCUGUCCCGUUAAAUUCCACAAAAGAUCGGGAAGAUUUGCAGCUGUAAGUUAUAGGGCAACGAAUCCAUUGAGGAAUCAGAAUAAUCAAACUGGGUCAUCAUGCAGUAAAAUUAUAGUUGGGGUUUCUCAAAGCUACAAUUCGUCCGAAAUCAAAGAGGCUCUCAGAAAAGGAUUUGAAGUGAAAUAUGAGGUGGAUAAUGAAUAUUGUAAUGGUUGUACAGGAUCUGGCGGAGUUUGUGGUUAUGAGUCAAUGAAACCAACUUGCUACUGUGAAAAUCAAAGUUAUGGCAAUGGGACCUGUAUUACUUCCGUACAACCAUCAGCACAGGCACCAGCACCAGCAAUGAACACCCUACACCAUGGACCUUUCGAAGUUAAAGCAGGAUCAUCCUUGGGGCGUAAUUCGGUCAUAGGUAUUGGAGCAGCUAUAGUUGUGAAUUCCAUACUUGCAAUUGUCAUCGUAUGUUUUUACAAGAGAGAAUGCCUAACGAGUAAAAUAGCAAUUUUUUGGAAGAAAGAUAGAAGAGAGGAGUUUGAUGUUGAUGCAUUUUUGAGUAACUAUGGAUCAUUUGCCUCUAGGAGAUAUAGUUACUCGAAUAUUAAGAAAAUGACAAACUCAUUUGUGGAACCAAUAGGAAAGGGAGGGUUUGGUACCGUAUACAAAGGAAAGUUACAUGAUGGUCAUCCUGUUGCAGUGAAAGUCCUAAAUGAAUCCAAGGGUAAUGGACAAGAAUUUAUCAAUGAAGUUGUCAGCAUUGGUAGAACUUCUCAUGUAAAUAUAAUCACUCUUCUUGGAUUUUGUUAUGAGAGAACCAAAAGGGUACUGAUUUAUGAGUAUAUGGCCAAUGGAUCCCUGGAUAAGUUCAUAUUUAACAAAGAUUCUUUGAAUCUAAACAGUCAGCUAGAUUGGAAAAAAUUAUAUGACAUUGCUGUGGGCAUUGCACGAGGACUAGAAUAUUUACACCGAGGUUGUGGCACAAGGAUUUUGCAUUUUGACAUAAAACCUCAAAAUAUUCUUUUGGAUAACGAGUUUUGUCCAAAGAUAUCUGAUUUUGGCCUUGCAAAACUUUCUCAAACAAAAGAGAGCAUUGUGUCAAUGAUGGGUGCUAGAGGAACUCCGGGAUAUAUUGCACCUGAAGUAUGGAGUAAAAACUUUGGUGGAGCAUCUUAUAAAUCUGAUGUUUAUAGCUAUGGUAUGAUGGUUCUUGAAAUGGUUGGGGGAAGAAAGAAUAUUCAGCCUACAGCAUCUCAUACUAGUCAAAUAUACUAUCCAGAUUGGAUAUAUGAGGAUUUAGAAUUGGACAAGGAUUUAAGAAAUUUGGAGGUUAAAACAGAGGAAGAGAAAGAAAUAACUAGGAAGAUGGUAUUAGUGAGCUUUUGGUGCAUUCAGAUAAAUCCAUUAAAUCGACCAUCAAUGAGCAAAGUGGUAGAGAUGCUACAAGGAAGCCUCCAAAGCUUGCAAAUUCCGCCAAAGCCAAUAUUGUUUUCGGAAAACAUCUCCCAUGAACUUGCAAUUUCAAUUCAUUCAUUCAUUUUCUUCACCUUACAACCUCUACACGAAAUGAACUCCAAAUUUUACUCAUUCCCACCCUCUCCUCUUCUUCUUCCUCUUAUUCUUCCACUUUCUUGUCUGUUACUUUUCAUCAACUUUCCUCCAUGUUGGAGCUUAGACAUGUUCACAAUCUGCAGCAAGCAAUUCUCUUGUGGGAAUAUUAGUGGCAUAGAUUACCCUUUCUGGGGUGGUGAUCGUCGGAAAGAUUGUGGACUCCCUCAUCUACAUCUUCUUUGCGAUGGAAACCUUACCACCAUACAGAUUAUGGGUAUCAAAUACAAGGUUUUAGACAUAAACCAAAAAGACCAAAUCCUCAAAAUCUCAAGAAACAAUUUAGUCAGCAAUUACUGUUCACCAAAUCAUCCAAACACCACCUUUGAUCCCAAUCAAUUUCAAUACGCUCCAGACUCCCGUGAAAUUACGAUUCUGUAUGAUUGUCCUGAUGAAAAUGAUCCAACUGGCAUCCAUGAAGGUUUCAAUUGUCCACCUGGUUCUGCUUAUAAGGGAGGCUUCAUAACAAUUGAACGUCAACAUAUGAUAUGUAACGGGAGCCUCAAAGUUGGUUUUCUACGAAGUUAUCUCGAGGAAGAAACGGAGUCGAAUUCGGCGGGGAAAAUUGAAAAGGCUCUGAGAGAAGGUUUUGGAGUAAAAUAUAAGAUGGAUAAUAAGUCUUGUUUGGAUUGCACCAAAUCAAGAGGAGCUUGUGGUUACGAUUUGUUGUCCAACCAAACAACUUGCUACUGUGAUGGAUAUGAUCUAUCACCUAGGGAAUCCACAUGUCCUUUUUCUUCUUCGGCAUCACCCAGUCCCACAGGCCAGUUACAAGAUACUCAAGUUGCUAAAUCUUCUCUGAAGCGUCAUUUGGUCAUAGGUAUUCUAGUGGCUGGACUAGGCCUUUUGAUAAUUUGUUCUGCAAUUCUUAUUUUCUACAUUCGUAAUUGUAGAAAAGAUAAAACAGAAAAGUUUGAUGUGGAGGCAUUUAUAAGGAAUUACGCGUCAUUAUCCCCAAGGCGAUAUAGUUAUACGCAAGUCAAAAGAAUGACAAACUCAUUUGCAGAUUCAAUAGGUAAAGGAGGAUUUGGUUCUGUAUACAAAGGAAAAUUGCCUGACGGUCGUAUUGUUGCAGUAAAAGUCUUAAAAGAAUCUGAAACCAAUAGUGGAGAAGAUUUUAUCAACGAAGUUGUUAGUAUGGGUAGAACUUCUCAUGUUAAUAUAGUCACUCUUUUCGGAUUUUGUUACGAGGGAACCAAGAGAGCUCUGAUUUAUGAUUACAUGCCUAAUGGAUCUCUUGAUAAAUUCAUAUUUGAUCAGGAAUCUCUGGAUGCAACUCGUUGCCUAGAAUGGAAAACAUUGUAUGAAAUUUCUCUUGGCAUUGCACAAGGACUAGAAUACUUGCAUCGCGGUUGCAACACAAGGAUUUUGCAUUUCGAUAUAAAACCGCAAAACAUUCUUUUGGACAAAGAUUUUUGUCCAAAAAUAUCGGAUUUCGGGCUAGCGAAAUUGUGGCUAAACAAAGAAAGUAUAGCAUCGGUGAUGAGCGCUAGAGGAACUGCAGGGUAUAUAGCCCCGGAAGUAUUCAGUAGGAAUUUUGGUGGAGUGUCACAUAAAUCUGAUGUUUAUAGUUAUGGGAUGCUAGUUCUUGAAAUGGUUGGAGGAAGAAAGAAUAUGGAUCCUUCAAUUUCUCAUACUAGUGGAAUAUACUUUCCUUGUUGGAUUUAUGAGUACUUGAAAUUGGAUAAAGAUUUAAGAUUUUUAGAAGUGAAAACGGAGGAAGAAGAAGAAAUGUCAAGGAAAAUGGUGUUAGUGAGCUUUUGGUGCAUUCAGAUAAAUCCAUCACAUCGACCACCAAUGAGUAAAGUUGUAGAAAUGCUGGAAGGAAAUCUUGAAUCUGUUCCCAUUCCGCCAAAGCCAUUCUUGUUUUCUCCUCCAAGGUCUCCUCAACAUUCCACAAGUUUGUCUACAAUAGAGGGAAGUUUAGCUGAAUCAUUCUAAGUUACUCUCUCUCUCUCUCUCUCUUUCAGUUUCUAGGUUAUUUAAUAUAUUAUGUUUGCAAUAAGUCGGAUGAUUAGUAAUCUUGUACAGAAUAUAUAUUGAUGACAAAUAUUUAUUAUGUUUUAGAUCCAAA
Molecule: messenger RNA, 4341 nt
Organism: Ziziphus jujuba (common jujube)
Lineage: Eukaryota; Viridiplantae; Streptophyta; Magnoliopsida; Rosales; Rhamnaceae
Exons: 6
Coding region: 210-4208 (1332 amino acids)
Biological process (GO): protein phosphorylation
Molecular function (GO): polysaccharide binding; protein kinase activity; ATP binding
Source: RefSeq, a predicted model, not a curated record